Molecule: messenger RNA, 1233 nt
Organism: Clonostachys byssicola
Lineage: Eukaryota; Fungi; Ascomycota; Sordariomycetes; Hypocreales; Bionectriaceae
Source: the annotation of a GenBank genome assembly
AUGUCAUACCCAUACAUAACAGCACUUUAUAGGCCAUGCAGAGGUUGGGUCCAAGAGGAAGAACUCGUCAUCCCAGAGCUAUCUGCAAUAUGUCGAGCCAACAUCACCACCCUCAAGAGUCAGCUUCCUGGGCACGUACCAGAAGCCCUCCAGAAGCUGGAGGAGUUCUUCAUUGAACCUUUAAUCGUUCUCGACGGCAUGCUUUACCAAGGGUUCCAUUUCACUCCCUCCCUUCAUGAUGAGCCGAACGAUCUGAUAACCAUAAGGUAUAUGCUCACGGGUAUUAUGGAGCUUACUGAGAAAGACGAUGGCGUUUCAGCUAUGGAAUUCCUCAAUACUGAGGCCCUUGAUAAGCUCGACUGGCUGCGCGAUUCUCUACUUCGUUUUCUCAACCGGCGCGCUGGCCAUUCUGAUUACAAUCAUCGCCUUCCAGAGCCUGACAGUCAAUUCUUACGAUCAAAAUACAAGAGCCUCAGAAAACAUGUGGAGCAUCAGAUUCUCCAGGACAAAGGGUCUGAAAAUAUCGAGAGUCAUGGACUUAACGCUCUCCAGCGGCGGUUAGUUGACAGUGUCUUGCUUCGAAAGGACCGCUUUGAACGUGCUCGAGCACACUACAAGACAGUCAUGGGUACCUCGACAUUGGAAGGUAAAAGCCAGGGACAGUCGCGGUUCAAGUCACCCAUCCAGCCUGAGCCAAUACUUAACAAGCAUGAUUUCCCAGAACGUCCAUGCUUCACCCGAAGUGACCCGUAUCGGACAUGUCCAUGCUGUUUCCGAUCAAUCUUGGAAAAGGAUGUGCAAUCUGAGUGGGGAUGGAAGUGCCAUGUCUACGACGACCUUGCCUCAUACACAUGUAUCGCUGAGGAUUGCCCUGAAGGCGGCCACCUGUUUUCCACCAUCCAAUCGCUCCAGGCACACAUGGAAACCAGCCACAACAAAUUGAAAUACUCAUGCUGCGAUGCCAGUUUUUCUGACUACUCAGAGCUGCUCCUCCACCUGGAUGGCUCGUCAUCAGCGUCUUAUGUCAGUAGACGUAGAAUGGUUCUGGGUCUACGAUCAUGUCCCCUAUGUUCAUUCACCGCCGACGAGGAUUCAGUUGAGUUGGCCAAUCAUGUGAUUGACCACAUGUUCCGCUUUUCUUCCAAAUUCUGGCCUUGGAUCGAAACGUAUGAUGAGGCUGAUGAACCUCCAGAAUAUAGCAGAGUGGAUAGCAAGGCUGGGCAUUGGCCUUGA